Spirometra erinaceieuropaei is the source of this 661-nucleotide messenger RNA. Lineage: Eukaryota; Metazoa; Platyhelminthes; Cestoda; Diphyllobothriidea; Diphyllobothriidae. The record is from the annotation of a GenBank genome assembly.
AUGUCCUCGUUCGAAGGCGAGAUCAGCGGACGUACUGGUGACAAAGGUAGUCCCGGGUGCCGACGGGUGGACGGAUCAUCGGAUUCGCCUAUAGACACGCCGGAGACCUCAAGGUAAGCGAUCCUCAGGUAAGCUGAAUAUUGCUCUGUUGUCGUCGCCUGCUCACCAUCUCCGUUUCAGUAAUGAACUGUCAAGUUGCCGCCGCCGCCGUCGCCGCCGCGCUGUCGCCGACGAGAACGCCUCCGUGGAGAACCGGUGGUGUCAACUGCGGGACACAAUCCAGUCGACCGUCCUGGCUGUCCUCGGUCGCGCACACCGCCAACAUCAGGACCGGUUUGAUGAAAACGACACCGCCAUCUGCAACCUACUCGCGGAGAAGAACAGCCUGCACAAAGCCCACGUCAAUCGCCUUACCAACAACAACAAAGCAGCCUCCUACCGUGGUCACUGCUUUGUGCAACAGCGACUGCAAGAGAAGCAGGACGUUUGGACAGCUCGCAAAGCUGAAGAGAUCGAAGGAUACGCGUGCCGCAACGAAUGGAAGAAUUUCUUCGCCGCGAUCACGGCUGUCUACGGUUCCACAGCCAAAAGCACCGCUCCUCUUCUCAGCGUCGACGGCAGUACCCUACUCACCGAGAAGACACAAAUUCUACAGCGAUAG